UAUUUCAUUUUUGUCAACCAAAAAAAAGGCAUGGAUAUUUUACAGACGAACGAUGUCGUUUUGAAUAAUAAAUAUAAAUAACCUAACAAAAAAUAGAAAAACGUAAAGACAAAACGGGAUCCUUUCUCACUCACUUACUGUUUUCAGUUUUGUGUAUUUUAAUUUAAAAAAUUUCUCUGCUAAAGAGUAAGAGAAGAGAUAUAGUUUAUAGGUAUAGCCAUGGCGGCAGCAACGUCGGAUUCUCCAAUACCCGAUUCUGACUCUGAUUUCGAUUCCCAAUCUAACCCUAACCCUUCUAAUGCAUUGGUCCCUAACUCCUCCAGCGGUGCCACCGUAUGUCUUUUUAGAUUCGCUGGUGACUCGGCCGCCGGUGCUUUCAUGGGCUCUGUUUUUGGCUAUGGUGCGGGGCUUGUAAAGAAAAAAGGCUUUAAGGGAUCUUUUUCCGAAGCGGCAUCCUCUGCCAAGACAUUUGCUGUUUUGUCUGGAGUUCAUAGUUUAGUUGUCUGCAUAUUGAAGAAGAUUCGAGGAAAAGAUGAUGUUAUCAAUGCUGGAGUAGCUGGUUGUUGCACUGGUCUUGCUCUUAGUUUUCCUGGUGCACCCCAAGCGCUUCUGCAGAGCUGUCUUACCUUUGGAGCAUUCUCAUUUAUCAUUGAAGGCCUUAAUAAGCAGCAGCCAGCUCUGGCUCAUCAAUUUUCUGCAAUUAAGCAACACAAGCACUACAAUGUCCGUCCGUCGAGGACCCUUCUUCCCCUUCAGUUCCCUCUUCCGAAUGAACUCGGACAGGCGUUCUCUAUGUUUUGCGAGUCGUUGAAGAAACACAAGAAUGGUCCUUUAUCCACAGCCAGUUAAGAAGUUCUGGUCGUGUUUUUGUGGAUUUCCUUGAUCAUUGUGUUUUAUUUGUGUGGUGGUACUAAGAGGAGUUGGUUAGGUUCGCUAAGACAGACCAUGAUGUAGUUUGUAAAUUUUUAGUCGGAACUGGAUUUGCUGGUAAUAACAUCUUUUUCUAUCUAGCUGUCAUUCUUGAUUGCCAAUGCCAAUGCCAAUGCCAAGAGCUUUUUUUAUUGGGAAAUAGUUUAGAACUUUAUAUGUACCUUCCACUCUUGAUAUUUGGACUUUAUAUCCAAAAUAAAAGUUGUUUCGGACAAAA
Cannabis sativa is the source of this 1147-nucleotide messenger RNA. RefSeq names its product chloroplastic import inner membrane translocase subunit TIM22-2. NCBI's taxonomy places the organism in Eukaryota, Viridiplantae, Streptophyta, Magnoliopsida, Rosales, Cannabaceae. The transcript has 5 exons. Gene Ontology annotation, cellular component: chloroplast envelope; TIM22 mitochondrial import inner membrane insertion complex. The coding region runs from base 220 to 849 and encodes 209 amino acids. Gene Ontology annotation, molecular function: transmembrane protein transporter activity. Gene Ontology annotation, biological process: protein insertion into mitochondrial inner membrane; protein targeting to chloroplast. The record is from RefSeq and is a predicted model, not a curated record.